Molecule: messenger RNA, 1209 nt
Organism: Ochlerotatus camptorhynchus
Lineage: Eukaryota; Metazoa; Arthropoda; Insecta; Diptera; Culicidae
Exons: 2
Coding region: 1-1209 (402 amino acids)
Source: RefSeq, a predicted model, not a curated record
AUGUGGGUGGCCCUUAAGGAAGAUUGUUUCACUUACACGGUAAAUCUACGAGAAGAUCUUCGUACUAUCGUGGAUGUAACACACGUUCCCACCAAGCGAGAAGUGUUGAAGGUUGUUAUGAGCCUCUUCGAUCCACUGGGGCUUAUUUCCCACUUUCUCGUUCACGGAAAAAUCCUCAUCCAAGGAACCUGGGCAUCAGGAACGGGCUGGGAUGAACCAAUAAACGAGGACCUCUACCAAAGAUGGCGCCAGUGGGUGGAUCUUUUUCCGAUGCUGGAUAAUAUAAAAAUCCCACGGUGCUACUUCUCAACAUUCCCGGAUACCCUUGAAGGUCUGCAACUGGUACUUGUGGGAGCAAAAAGCAAAGUAGCUCCUCUGAAGACGCUCUCAAUCCCACGGCUCGAACUGAAUGCAGCAGUGUUGGGAGUUCGUUUCCUGGCUUCGGUUCUAGGGUACCACACGUUUCCGGUCUCUCAACGCUUUUUCUGGAGUGACUCUACUACGGUGUUGGCGUGGAUUCGAUCUGACCACCGGCGUUUUCACAAGUUUGUGUCGGUUCGAAUCGGAGAAAUUCUAACUCUGAGUGAUCCACAGGACUGGAGGUGGGUCCCAUCGAAGAAAAACGUAUCGGAUGUCACCACAAAAUGGAAGAACGGGCCGAAUCUAGGAUCCAACAGCGCCUGGUUGCAAGGACCCGAGUUUCUACGCUACGGGGAAGAAUCUUGGCCGGAACAGCCUCCAGCAGUGACGACCCACGAAGAAGUACGAAGAGUUCAGGUGCACUGGAAUCCUACACCACCGAUGGAUUAUUCGUGGUUCAACCGGUGGACGAAGCUGCAGCGAACGAUGGCAUACGUGAUCCGCUUCAUCGACAGCUCGCGGCGAAAGAACAUCGGACAGCAUCUACAUUUAAAGGUACUCAGUCAGGGAGAACUAGCUAGAGCGGAAAUGCUACUAUGGAAGAUGGCGCAAGCGAAUGCUUUUCCAGAAGAGAUAACCAUAUUAGAGGAAACUCGAGGUACUCCAGAGAUACACCACACUACCGUGUCCAAGUCGAGCUCCAUCUACAAAACCUGGCCUUUCAUGGAUGAGCAAGGAAUUCUUCGAAUGCGUGGUCGUAUUGGAGCCGCAACAUAUGUGCCUUUCAAAGCAAAGUAUCCUGCUAUUCUCCCAAAGUGUCAUCCUGUGACAUAUCUCAUUACGGAUUGA